AUCUCUACUCUCAACUUCUUCAAAUAUAUGUAAUCUAAGGAUAUUCUUGCAGUCUAAUAAAGUAAUAAUGUUUUUAACAAUAACUUAGACUUUCUAUAAACUAAUUUUAUGUUAGCCUACUUUUAACAAACAGAAAUUUCAUCAGAAGAUGUUCACGAAUAACUUUAAUUGAGUAAGUAUUAGAUUAAUAGAAAGUAGUAGAGAGUAAUGAAACUUUCAAUUUUGAUGAAAAUGAAGUUCAGAAUGAUUAUUAUAAUCCAAUAUAAAAAGUACCAUAGAAGAAACCGAGAAAGAGAAGAAGAAGACAAAUUAUCCAUGAUAAAAGAAAAAAACGAGCCUCUUCUAAAAGAAUUGUAAGAAUAUUUGAUGAAUAUAUUAUUUAGAAUAGAAAGCAUGAAGCAAUACCAUUUAAUUAUUAAGAAGAUAGAUAAAUACUUCUAUAAGUAUUAGAAUAGGGUCCAAAGUUUUUCAAAAUAGCUAAGAGUUUUCCAGGAAGGACUUUGAAUAUGGUUAAGAAUAGAUAUUAUAAGACUUUACGUUAUAAGUGGGAUGUAAUAUUGGGACAGUAAAUUUGAUUAUAUAUAAAUAGAGCUUAUGAGUAUAUGAAUGUUUAGGUUGGGUAAAUAGAAAGUAAGGAAAGUAAGGAAAGUGUGGAAAAUUUAGAAUAAGAAUAUAAUGAGGAUAUAUAUUCAUAAUUUUUAUUUUGAAAAUG
This is a messenger RNA of Paramecium sonneborni, 712 nucleotides long. The record is from the annotation of a GenBank genome assembly. NCBI's taxonomy places the organism in Eukaryota, Ciliophora, Oligohymenophorea, Peniculida, Parameciidae.